Messenger RNA from Prorocentrum cordatum, 384 nucleotides. NCBI's taxonomy places the organism in Eukaryota, Dinophyceae, Prorocentrales, Prorocentraceae. The record is from the annotation of a GenBank genome assembly.
GUGGCCAGCCACCAGCAGCUGUCCGACGUGCUCCAAAACUUCCUCAUGGACUACAACCAGAUGGCGAAGCGGCAGAUGGAGCUGGUGCUGUUCCUGUCGGCCGUCGAGCACGUGUGCCGGAUCGUGCGGGUGCUGAAGACGCCCCUGGGCAACGCGCUGCUCGUGGGGGUGGGCGGCAGCGGGCGCAAGAGCCUGGCGACGCUGGCCACCUUCGUGGCGGACUACGAGUCCCUCCGCAUCGAGAUCUCGAAGAGCUACGGGAGCGCCUGGGCGGCCAGAGCCAGCCAGCCGGGCACCUGCCCUGCUUUGCCGGCCCUUGGAGCUCCGAGACGGCCCCAGGGCGCUGCAGCCGGCCCAGGACGCCUCCAGGAGGCGCCUGGAUGA